Pongo pygmaeus (Bornean orangutan) is the source of this 2794-nucleotide messenger RNA. RefSeq lists its product as uncharacterized. Lineage: Eukaryota; Metazoa; Chordata; Mammalia; Primates; Hominidae. The record is from RefSeq and is a predicted model, not a curated record. The transcript has 2 exons. Bases 1 to 741 code for a protein of 246 amino acids.
AUGACUAGGUUCUGGCGAGGUCAGUCUUCCAGUUUUGAAGAUGGCUAUCUUCUCAUUUUAUCCUCACAUGGAAAAAGUGAUGAGGAAGCUUCUUCAGUCAUUUAUGGUGCUGGCCCUCCGCGACUCUGCCCCUGCAGCUCCGCUACCCCCUUCUCCCCUCCGCCCCCUUCCAGCCUCCACCCCGCGCGGCCUCCGCUACCCGGCAGGCACCCCACGCCAGCCCAGCAGCUCCUCCCACUGCCUCCGCCCUUCACACUCGGGCCCCAGCGUCGUCCUCCCCCGACACUGACUUCGCUCCCGCAGCCAUCCAGACAGACACUCUUCCCGCUCUCGCCUAGCUCUGCACCGCCACUGCCGCCCUUGCCGCCGCGCUUCGCCCGGGCUCUGCUACGUCAGGCCGCGCAUCUCUGGCCAGGUCCACCGCUGCCGCCGCCGCCGCCGCCGCCGCCGAGCCUCAGACUGAAGUCUGGGCGCCCGCGAUCGCACCAGCUUCUUGGUCUUAGAGAUCCUGAGCUCUCGGCUGACGCGGAAGCGCAGCCAUCCCCACCACCGCCGCCACGGCCAACACGGGUGCCACGCGCCGCCACCGCCGCCGGGCCGCGGCCGCCGCCGCCGCCGCCGCCGCCGCCGCUGCCGCAGAUCGCCCGCCGCCCACCACGGCCCAGCAGCAAACAGGUAGCAGGAAACGGAAAGCGCCCGCGGUCGAGGCGGGAGCCGGGAGCUCGUCGUCGCAGGGUUUAGCGGCGGCGGACGGAGAGGGGCCUCUGCUACCCAAGAAGCAGAAGCGGCCGGCGACGCGUCGCAGGCUGGUGCACUAUCUGAAGGGCCGGGAGGUAGGAGCGCGGGGCCCAGCCGGGCUCCAGGGCUUCGAGGGCGAGCUGCGGGGCUACGCCGUCCAGAGGCUGCCCGAGCUGCUGACGGAGCGCCAGCUGGACCUGGGCACCCUCAACAAGGUGUUCGCGUCACAGUGGCUGAACGCCAGGCAGGUGGUGUGCGGCACCAAGUGUAAUACGCUGUUUGUGGUGGACGUGCAGUCAGGCCACAUCACGCGCAUCCCCCUCAUGCGGGACAAGGAGGCCGGGCUGGCCCAGGCCCAACAGGGCUGCGGCAUCCAUGCCAUUGAGCUGAAUCCCUCCAAGACGCUUCUGGCCACCGGCGGCGAAAACCCCAACAGCCUGGCCAUCUACCAGCUGCCCACCCUGGACCCCCUGUGCCUGGGCGACCGCCAUGGCCACAAGGACUGGAUCUUCGCCGUCGCCUGGCUGAGUGACACCGUAGCCGUGAGCGGCUCCCGCGAUGGCACCGUGGCUCUGUGGCGGAUGGACCCGGACAUGUUUAAUGGCAGCAUUGCCUGGCACAGCGAGGUGGGUCUCCCCGUAUAUGCCCACAUCCGUCCGAAGGAUGUGGAGGCCAUCCCCAGGGCCAGCACCAACCCCAGCAACCGCAAGGUGCGGGCCCUGGCCUUCAGCGGCAAGAACCAGGAGCUGGGAGCGGUGUCCUUGGACGGCUACUUCCACCUGUGGAAAGCCCGCAGCACGCUAUCCAGGCUCCUGUCCAUCAGGCUGCCCUACUGCCGAGAGAAUGUGUGCCUGACCUACUGUGAUGAGUUAUCCUUGUACGCUGUGGGCUCCCAGUCCCACGUCUCCUUCCUGGAUCCGCGCCAGCGCCAGCAGAACAUCCGACCCCUGUGCUCUCGAGAGGGUGGCACAGGCGUGCGGUCGCUGAGCUUCUACCAGCACAUCAUCACUGUGGGCACCGGCCAUGGCUCCCUGCUCUUCUAUGACAUCCGCGCCCAGAAGUUCCUGGAGGAGAGGGCCUCUGCCAGCCUGGACUCCAUGCCGGGGCCCGCAGGGAGGAAGCUCAAGCUUGCCUGUGGCAGAGGCUGGCUCAACCAGGAUGACGUCUGGGUGAACUACUUUGGUGGCAUGGAAGAGUUCCCCAAUGCGCUCUACACCCACUGCUACAACUGGCCGGAGAUGAAGCUCUUUGUGGCUGGGGGGCCUCUCCCUUCAGGCCUCCAUGGGAACUACGCAGGCCUCUGGAGUUAAGGAUGGACGCCUUGUUCUCAAAAUGCACAGGUUUACCUUUCAGUUCCGCCUGACUUUCCUUCUUCAUGCUGCAUUUGUGCUUUUAACUUUGUGUGGCUUUUGUCUUCCAGGUGGAACCAGUCCAACUUACGUGUGCUUCGUGUAUUAGGCAGAGAAAGAAAGAGAGAGAGCGGGAGCAAGCCAGUGGGAGUGAGAGAGCACAAGUGGUCCUUUCGGCAGUCAAAACUUUGGCUUUAAAACUCUCAUUCACGUUUCCCAACAGCAGUAUGUUUUUGCCUUCUUAUUCAAAGAGUUUUGGCUAAACCUUAAUUGUGUUCUGUCUUUCGGUGAUUCACAUACCCUCCUUCUUUAGGUUGAUGUAGUCAUAGUCUUCACUACUAUUCAGUACGUUAGUUUUAUCAAUAUUGCAAUAGUGUUCAGAUCUACACAUGUUAGAUGUGUGGUGUUUUGGGGAAAUGUGAGCUACAAAGCAUCUUUGGGGUUGUUUUGAGGAACUACCCAUCAUUUAUAGCCUUACUCUAAUUAGAAAAUGCAGUUCAGGUUUUAGAUUGCCACCAUUCUAGAGUGUGGCACACACCAUUCUAGGGCGUGAUUCAUUUGGAUGUUGGAAACUCAAUGUCUGUUGUUUGUAUAGUGUUGAUGUGUAAAAUGCUUUAAAAAUAUGUUCUGUUAGUUAGAAAUCUUACAAUGUUGUUCAUACUAUUAAUCAACAAUUUUGGUUAUUCAGUAAAACUUUACUAUCCUCA